AUUCCAAUAUGGAGGGGUGGGCGAAGAUCUCAUGUUAGAAAACUAGGAAAAGGGGGGAGGAUUCCCAGUGGCCACUCUCAACGAUAGUUAUUAUACAUUAUUUAAAUGGGAAGAAAAAUCUUUAAUGUAUGUUAUAAAAAGGAAUCAGGUGACUUUUCCUCUUCACCCUCCCCCACAAGCGCUCGUGGUGCUGGCUCCGCUCCAGCCCCGCCAAGCUCCGCGGUCGCCGCGGACGGGAGCUGACUGGGGUCAACUCAGUCAUGCAGGUUGUAAGAAACGCGGGGUCUUGGCUCUUGCGGUUAUGGGUUUGGCCACCGACUACCAGGGUCACCGUGGCCGGAGUGCCGGCCUCCACCAUCCACACUAGCGCCCAGCAGAUGCAAGACGCAGGGGCCAAGCCGGAAGUUGAGAAGGCGAAGGCUCCGGCGCCAGCUCCGAGCCGCAGCAGCUUCAGCAUUUACCCUCCAAUUCCAGGACAAGAGAGCUCUCUGAGGUGGGCAGGAAAGAAAUUUGAGGAGAUCCCAAUCGCACACAUCAAAGCAUCAUACAACAACACACAGAUCCAGGUAGUCUCUGCCGCUCACCAGCCCCUUGCCCGCGCUUCCUGUGGCACGGAGGGGUUUCAGAAUGCCAAGAAGGGCACGGGCAUUGCAGCGCAAACAGCGGGCAUAGCUGCCGCGGUGAAAGCUACGGGGAAGGGUGUGACCCACGUCCGAGUUGUGGUGAAAGGCCUGGGGCCAGGGCGCUUGUCUGCCAUCAAGGGACUGACCAUGGGGGGCCUGGAAGUGAUCUCAAUCACAGACAACACCCCCAUCCCGCACAACGGCUGUCGCCCCAGGAAGGCUCGGAGGCUGUGAGGGGCAGGAAGCCUGCACCUGAACCUGACCUCAAGUCCCGCCUCCCGCUGGACCUCAUGGAAAGCACACUGUCAGAGCUCUCUCCAGGGAGGGCUUGUUCGAGACCCUUCAGGCAGUAAGGGAGAGCUCUGCCUCCUUAUGUGAUGGCCUUUGCUUGUUCCUUCGACUGGAGACCAGUUUGCCCAGAAGUGACGCCAUACCUCUCUUGGACAGGAAGGGAGCUACAGGGCAGCUGUGGCCCAGACUCCAACCAGUAAAUGCUGCAGCUGCUCUGAAAAAAAUAAAAAUAUCUACACCA
Balaenoptera ricei (Rice's whale) is the source of this 1155-nucleotide messenger RNA. It is a transcript of the gene MRPS11, whose product is annotated as mitochondrial ribosomal protein S11. Gene Ontology annotation, biological process: ribosomal small subunit assembly; translation; maturation of SSU-rRNA from tricistronic rRNA transcript (SSU-rRNA, 5.8S rRNA, LSU-rRNA). Gene Ontology annotation, cellular component: ribosome; mitochondrial small ribosomal subunit. The record is from RefSeq and is a predicted model, not a curated record. The transcript has 6 exons. NCBI's taxonomy places the organism in Eukaryota, Metazoa, Chordata, Mammalia, Artiodactyla, Balaenopteridae. The coding region runs from base 261 to 857 and encodes 198 amino acids. Gene Ontology annotation, molecular function: mRNA 5'-UTR binding; structural constituent of ribosome; small ribosomal subunit rRNA binding.